Molecule: messenger RNA, 1852 nt
Organism: Lolium rigidum
Lineage: Eukaryota; Viridiplantae; Streptophyta; Magnoliopsida; Poales; Poaceae
Product: serine/threonine-protein kinase STY13-like
Exons: 3
Coding region: 247-1500 (417 amino acids)
Biological process (GO): protein phosphorylation
Molecular function (GO): ATP binding; protein kinase activity
Source: RefSeq, a predicted model, not a curated record
UCCUCCGCUUGCUCCCCCUCGCCCCAGCUCCGCUCCACCGGUCACCGCCUCCCUCCCCCACCCCCGCACCCGCAGGCUCUGUCCACCCGUAUCCCAACGCCGCAGCUCCGAGCUCUCUCGAUCGAACCCCGGAUCGCCGGAACCCGUGCGGAGACGAGGCCGCGCGGGGCGCGAAUUGGAAGCAGCGAGGUGGUACUUCCGGGGCCCGAAAGGUAAUCGCCUUUCGGGGGCUUUGGUUGUCUGUGAAUGAUGGAACCAGCCAAGUUCACCGGGUUCAUUGGUGCCGUAGCCGGCCAUGACGGCGGCGUCAACUUCUGCGACAUGGCCUACUACCAGAAGCUGGGGGAGGGUUCCACCAUGUCCAUCGACAGCCAGAACAGCAUGCAGACCAGCAUGCACGGUGGCUCCGUCAGGUCUAUGGAGAACAGCAGCGUCGGUUCUACCGACUCUCGCACUGGGAUGCUCAACCAUCCUGGCCUCAGAGGGCCUGUUGCUGUGGCCAGCUACUCAGUUGGGAACAGCAGCUUCCGCCCUGGCCGGGUGUCCCAUGCCCUGAGUGAUGAUGCUUUGGCACAGGCUCUGAUGGACAAUAGGUUCCCCACCGAGACGCUCAGGGAUUACGAGGAGUGGACCAUUGAUCUGGGGAAGCUCCACAUGGGAGUGCCCUUUGCGCAAGGUGCAUUCGGGAAGCUCUACAGGGGAACCUACAACGGGAUGGAAGUUGCCAUUAAGAUCUUGGAGAGGCCGGAGGCUGACCCCAUGCUUGCUCAGCUGUUGGAGCAACAGUUCGUGCAAGAAGUUAUGAUGCUUGCUACGUUAAGGCAUCCAAAUAUUGUCAAGUUCAUUGGCGCAUGCAGGAAGCCUCUGGUUUGGUGUAUUGUCACAGAGUAUGCAAAGGGUGGAUCUGUCAGGCAUUUCCUCGCUAGGAGGCAGAACAAGUCUGGUGGUCCACUCAAGCUGGCAGUGAAGCAGGCUCUAGAUGUUGCACGUGGCAUGGCUUAUGUUCAUGCCCUUGGCUUCAUCCACAGAGAUCUUAAGUCUGACAACCUCUUGAUUUCUGGUGAUAAAUCCAUCAAGAUUGCUGACUUUGGAGUUGCCAGAAUUGAAGUCAAGACCGAGGGGAUGACACCUGAAACUGGAACAUACCGUUGGAUGGCUCCCGAGAUGAUACAGCACAGACCAUACAACCAGAAAGUUGAUGUCUACAGUUUUGGCAUUGUCCUGUGGGAGCUGAUAACUGGGACCCUUCCUUUCGCAAACAUGACAGCAGUGCAAGCUGCAUUUUCUGUGGUGAACAAGGGUGUCCGUCCAGCCAUACCCCAUGACUGCCUCCCUUCUCUUGGGUUGAUCAUGACGAGGUGCUGGGAUCCAAAUCCCGAUGUGCGUCCUCCAUUCACUGACGUUGUCAGGAUGCUGGAGUAUGUGGAGAUGGAGGUCCUGACCACUGUCCGCAAGGCCAGGUUCCGGUGUUGCGUCUCCGAACCGAUGACCUUGGACUGAAGCAGCCAGAACCCAGAAGAAAAAGAGAAGGCAGCCUGAAGAGAAGUUAAAUCCUCUGUAUUUAUCAUAUUAAUAGACUCGCGCCGCAUAAGCAGAAAGCCCACCUGAGCACACAUGUGUGCUGGGGCGUAAUCUGUUGUGUCUUACAUGUUUAUCUUAGACCAUACCUAGUUCCUGUAGUCGUCCUCGUCGCCUUAAGACUGCCGUUGUGUUAGAGACAUCUUUAUCCUUAACAUCAUGGAAACAUCGUGAUGCAGGUCUCCUUUGGUUGUAACCGCCGCAAUGAUCCUGCUGCUGUUGUUCAUGUGUUAUAUAUAAUCAUCCUGCAGGAACAUGCGCAAGCUUUGGCUCU